Pseudonaja textilis is the source of this 4829-nucleotide messenger RNA. NCBI's taxonomy places the organism in Eukaryota, Metazoa, Chordata, Lepidosauria, Squamata, Elapidae. The record is from RefSeq and is a predicted model, not a curated record.
UCCUCCGAGGCUGCGCCGCGCUGACAUCCGUCUCUCCGACUUUUUUUUUUUUUCCCUUCUUCAGCAAACACCCACCCCCCCCGCUCCUCCUCCUCCUCCUCCUCCAAGAUGGUGGAGCUGUGUUCUGGUUGAUCCAAGAGGAAAAGGCGGAGGCGCAGCGCGGCCCUACUCAGCCGCCACCAUCUCGACAGCCACGCGCACGCCUAGAGCGCCGACGAUCUUCCCAUUCCCAGGCCUCGCCUGGCCCGGCCUAGCGCCGUCCCCGCCUUAGCCUUCGGCAGCUCCCCGUGCGCUUCACGUCCUUUGCAAUUGGCCGCACGGCCUAGCCUAGGUGUCGGCUGAAGGAGCAACCAUCCGCCCGCCCAGCGUCCGGAGCUGGCCGGCCUCGCCAGAACCUGCCGGCUUACAGCGGGAAACGACAGGUUUGCAACCCACCAAAGGCUAUUUGGCAACUGUGCAAGAACAUUCUGCUGAAGUGCUAGAAAAACAUGGUAUUUAUGAUCUUCAGUUGCUAAGUAUCAAUUAUCAUGUAAUAUACAAGUGUUUAUGGAAUCAAUGGAUGUCUUCAGUUGGAGAGAAGAAAGCCAAUGGGAGGCCUCAGGGUACUGUGGGUACGAGUAUUGCUGAAUAAUCACUGGCUGAUAGCGACAUGACAGAGUAGAAGAUCAGCCUUACGUUUUAUAUCAGUGAAGCCAAACUGCAGGAAACAAUUGACAACACUGUUAAGCCUAUGCUUGGCUCAGCACAAGAGGACUGGCAAGAACAUAUUUUUUAAUCAACGACACAAAAUUGUGAUCACCCCAAUGUCACCGAAUGGCCACAGCUUGUAAAAGAUCACCAGGAGAACCUCACUCUGAAAACUUUGAAACUAGCCGAAUGAAGCGAGCAGCUGCAAAGCAUCUAAUAGAACGCUAUUACCAUCAGUUAACUGAGGGUUGUGGAAAUGAAGCCUGCACGAAUGAAUUUUGUGCUUCCUGUCCAACUUUUCUGCGUAUGGAUAACAAUGCAGCAGCCAUUAAGGCCCUCGACCUUUAUAAGAUUAAUGCAAAACUCUGUGAUCCUCAUCCCUCCAAGAAAGGAACAAGCUCGGCUUACUUAGAAAAUAAUUCCAAAGGUGCCCACAACAACGCCUGCACUGACAGAAAAAUGAACAAAAAGGAAAUGCAAGGUCCAAGAGAUGACUUUAAAGAUGUGACUUUUUUAACAGAAGAAAAAGUAUAUGAAAUUCUUGAACUAUGUAGAGAAAAAGAAGACUAUUCUCCUUUGAUCCGUGUAAUUGGGAGAGUAUUUUCUAGUGCUGAGGCCUUGGUACAGAGUUUUCGAAAAGCCAAGCAGCAUACCAAGGAAGAAUUGAAGUCUUUACAAGGAAAAGAUGAAGAUAAAGAUGAAGAUGAAAAAGAAAAGGCUGCAUGUUCUUCUGCCAUGGAAGAAGAUUUAGUUGCACCAUCAUCGUCAUCCUCGUCGUCAUCAAGAAUGGGUGACAGUGCACAGGGGGAUAACAACCUACAAAAAUUAGGCCCAGAUGAAGUAUCUGUAGAUAUCGAUGCAAUCAGAAGAGUCUACGUUAGAUUACUUUCUAAUGAAAAGAUAGAAACUGCCUUUUUAAAUGCACUUGUGUACUUGUCACCCAACGUUGAAUGUGACUUGACUUAUCAUAAUGUGUACUCUCGAGAUCCUAACUAUCUCAACUUGUUUAUUAUUGUUAUGGAAAAUGGUAAUCUUCAUAGUCCUGAGUACCUGGAAAUGGCACUACCGUUGUUUUGCAAAGCAAUGAGUAAGCUACCCCUUGCAGCUCAAGCAAAAUUGGUCAGACUGUGGUCAAAGUACAGCGCAGACCAGAUUCGACGAAUGAUGGAAACUUUUCAGCAGCUUAUAACCUAUAAAGUCAUAAGCAAUGAAUUCAAUAGUCGUAACUUAGUGAAUGAUGAUGAUGCUAUUGUUGCUGCUUCAAAGUGCUUAAAAAUGGUUUACUAUGCAAAUGUAGUAGGAGGAGAUAUAGACACAGAUCACAAUGAAGAGGAGGAUGAAGAGCCUAUCCCAGAAUCUAGUGAAUUGACUCUACAAGAACUCCUCGGUGAGGAAAGAAGAAAUAAAAAAGGACCUCGGGUAGACCCUCUGGAAACCGAACUUGGCGUAAAAACUAUAGAUUGCCGAAAGCCACUUAUCCCCUUCGAAGAAUUUAUCAAUGAACCACUGAAUGAUGUUCUAGAAAUGGACAAAGAUUAUACAUUUUUCAAGGUAGAAACAGAAAAUAAAUUCUCCUUUAUGACAUGCCCCUUUAUACUGAAUGCCGUUACCAAGAACCUGGGAUUGUAUUAUGACAACAGAAUCCGUAUGUACAGUGAACGUCGUAUAACUGUCCUUUACAGUUUAGUUCAAGGCCAGCAGUUAAACCCAUAUCUGCGACUCAAAGUGAGACGUGAUCACAUCAUAGAUGAUGCGCUUGUUCGGUUAGAAAUGAUUGCAAUGGAAAAUCCAGCAGAUUUGAAAAAGCAGUUGUAUGUAGAAUUUGAAGGAGAACAAGGGGUUGAUGAAGGAGGAGUUUCCAAAGAAUUUUUUCAACUAGUUGUAGAAGAAAUCUUCAACCCCGAUAUUGGAAUGUUCACUUACGAUGAGUCCACGAAAUUGUUUUGGUUUAACCCAUCCUCUUUUGAAACUGAGGGACAGUUUACACUGAUUGGGAUUGUAUUGGGCCUGGCUAUUUACAAUAAUUGUAUUCUGGAUGUCCAUUUUCCAAUGGUUGUCUAUAGGAAAUUAAUGGGCAAAAAAGGAACUUUCCGUGAUCUGGCAGAUUCUCAUCCUGUUCUCUACCAGAGCUUAAGAGACUUGUUGCAGUAUGAAGGAAGUGUGGAAGACGAUAUGAUGAUAACUUUCCAGAUAUCUCAUACAGAUCUCUUUGGUAAUCCAAUGAUGCAUGAUUUAAAGGAAAAUGGAGAUAAAAUCCCUAUUACAAAUGAAAACAGAAAGGAAUUUGUUAAUCUGUAUUCUGACUACAUUCUGAACAAAUCAGUAGAAAAACAAUUUAAGGCCUUUCGAAGAGGAUUCCACAUGGUAACCAAUGAAUCUCCCCUAAAAUAUUUAUUUAGACCUGAGGAGAUUGAAUUGCUAAUUUGCGGAAGUAGGAAUCUAGACUUCCAAGCCCUAGAAGAAACCACAGAAUAUGAUGGCGGCUAUACCAGAGAUUCUCUUAUAAUUAGGGAAUUUUGGGAAAUAGUCCAUUCAUUUACAGAUGAGCAAAAAAGACUCUUCCUCCAGUUUACAACAGGGACAGACAGAGCACCAGUAGGAGGGCUUGGAAAACUAAAGAUGAUUAUAGCCAAAAAUGGCCCUGACACCGAAAGGUUACCUACAUCUCAUACAUGCUUUAAUGUCCUCUUGCUUCCGGAAUAUUCCAGCAAAGAGAAACUUAAGGAGAGAUUGUUGAAGGCCAUCACAUACGCCAAAGGAUUUGGCAUGCUGUAAUGAAUUAAAUAAAAGGGAUAAAACGAUUGGUGGCAAUGGUGUCCCUGUCCAAAAAUCAAUAAGAGAAAACCCACAAAAGGCCAUAAGCUAUAGCAAGCAAGCUACCGUAGUCACCUGUAUUUGGGCCUCCCUUCUUCACUUGGGGACUCUGGGCUGGAACAGCAGAUUUCAGCUGCUUCUAUGAACAAAUUAUUUUCUUUUAGCGUGAAAGUGUUACAUAUUCUUUCACUUGUAUGUACAGAGAGGUUUUCCUGAAUAUUUAUUUUAAAGGGUUAAAUCACUUUUGCUUGUGUUUUAUUACUGCUUGAAGUUGAGCCUUUUUGAGUAUUUACAAGAAAACAAAACUGUACUCUCCCAAGGAAAAUAUUGCCAUCAUUUGUAGAUUGUGUAACCUUUUAAGUAUGUGCUACAUUUUUGUCCCAGUUAACAAAUCAAAAUCGGGAACUGUACUUUUUGAACAGUUUUGCUUUUGAAACUUGAAGUCUUGGAAAACAAAAUGGUGUGAUGCAAUGACUGCUGUUCUAGCCCCCAAAGACAUUUGUGGAAAAGCAUUAGAAUCAAUAAAGAUGGAAGGGAGAACUUGGAAUGUUAAAUUACAGCCUUCAGACCUUUACUUUUAGCCACAGCACAAUUAAACAAAAACAAAAAAGUCAUUUCAUUAUAUACGUUGCCUUUCACGUGUCUUGUCUUGUAGCAUACCGGGUUUUUAAUUAGCAAGAUUUCUAGCCAUAUAGAAAUAUGAACAUAGUUAAUGUCACCUUUUUCUUUUUAAGAAAAAAAAAUAUUUAUUGGGAAAAGUGCAUUUCAGCCAAACAAUUUUAGAGUAUAGGAAAAUGUGGGAGAAAUCAGAAUGUUGGGUCUAUAGGCAAAAGCAUGUGAAGUGCACUUAAAAAGAAGCUAUUGGUUUCUCUUCAGUUGACAUUUUAAAUAGACAAUUCAGUCUUCCCUGCAAGCUUUUUUUUUUUUAAAUGUACUGCUGUUUCUUUAUCAAGGCAUAUGAUCAGUGCUGCAGCAAGGAGAUGCCUUUUCUUUCUCUCCUCAUCUAGCAACAGGGGGAAAUGAUUUUUUAAAAGGACACCUUUGCAUUGUAAUACUCCCAAGUUAUUCAUUCAAUGUGUAGAAAGUAAAUCCUAAAUUCACUUCUCUCUUUUACAUGGCAUAUCAUAAAUUCAGAAUGUAAAUCUUUUACCUUUCUACAGAGCAUCCCUACACAUUGCUCAUUGCUGCUAUUACAGUAUGAAUAAAAGGAUCAUACAUGCUUUAUCAAGACAAUACAGGUGGUUGUUCCUCUCACUGUAAAUGUCAGCUGAUGUGUAGAAGUGAGCUUGUGCCUUGGUGAUAGCUAAUCCUGUCUUUGGUGCAGAAUU